Messenger RNA from Anarrhichthys ocellatus (wolf-eel), 2720 nucleotides. RefSeq names its product solute carrier family 26 member 10 (gene slc26a10). The record is from RefSeq and is a predicted model, not a curated record. Bases 27 to 2102 code for a protein of 691 amino acids. The transcript has 18 exons. Gene Ontology annotation, biological process: transmembrane transport. Gene Ontology annotation, cellular component: membrane. Lineage: Eukaryota; Metazoa; Chordata; Actinopteri; Perciformes; Anarhichadidae.
UCAUCGCUCAUCUUAUCAGAGACAAUAUGAGCACUUCUGUGGCCGUGUACAGGAAUAUUUACACGGAGGACCGCUUUAAACAGGCCUACGGCUCCGAUGAUAACAAGAGUGGAAGUUUGCAGCUCCGGGAAAAGCUCGCCGGGAAGUGCAGGUGUUCAAGGCGAGCCUGCCUUCACCUGUUGAGGGAGAGAGUGCCCAUUUUUGACUGGCUGCCAAGAUACAGACUAAAGAAAUGGAUGUUAGGAGAUACUAUAGGGGGACUGACAGUUGGUAUUCUUCACAUUCCGCAAGGCAUGGCCUUCGCGUUACUCACAUCUGUAGCACCAAUCUUUGGCCUUUACACCUCUUUCUUCCCCGUGGUUCUCUAUAUGUUUUUUGGCACCGGUCGCCAUGUGUCCACAGGUACCUUCGCUGUGGUGAGUCUGAUGACUGGUUCUGUGGUGGAGCAGCUGGUUCCCACUCCUCUGGAGAUGAACUCAAGUUCGCCUGAAGCAGCCGACUUUGAGGCCCAGAGGAUUGGAGUUGCAUCAGCUGUAGCGCUCCUCUCAGGAAUUAUCAUGCUCUGUAUGUUUGGUCUUCAGCUGGGCUUCCUCUCCACCUAUCUGUCAGAGCCAAUUGUUAAGGCUUUCACCAGUGCUGCUGCCUUCCAUGUUACUGUCUCACAGCUGCAAAGCAUGCUGGGGCUGCGGCUCCCUCGCCACACUGGGACUUUCUCCCUUUUCAAGACUUUAGCGUCAGUGAUGAAGAACCUGCCGCACACCAACAUGGCUGAGCUGCUGAUCUCCUUGAUGUGUUUGGCUGUUCUAGUGCCAAUUAAGGAGAUCAACAUGCGUUACAGACAGCGCCUUCGUACGCCUAUCCCUGUGGAGAUCCUCACGGUGAUUAUUGCUACAGGUGUGGCCUAUGCCUCCUCGCUGGACUCUACUUACAACAUUGAGAUAGUUGGUCACAUCCCAGCUGGAUUCCCAAAGCCACAGAUGCCUACCUUGAGCACCUUCCCUGACAUUGCUGGCGACACCAUAGCAAUAACAUUUGUCGGUUAUGCUGUGUCGGUCUCUCUGGCAAUGAUCUAUGCCGAUAAACAUGGAUAUUCCAUCAAUCCCAACCAGGAGCUCCUGGCUCACGGUAUCUCCAACACAGUGUCUUCUUUUUUCACAUGCUUCCCCAGCUCAGCCACUCUUGCUACCACUAAUAUACUUGAGAGUGCUGGAGGAUACACACAGCUCUCCGGCUUGUUCACAAGUCUGGUUGUUCUGAUUGUCCUGCUUCUGAUUGGACCGCUGUUCUACUUCCUACCAAAGGCAGUAUUGGCAUGUAUCAACGUCACCAGCCUCAGGCAAAUGUUCCUCCAGUUCCAGGACUUACCUGAUCUGUGGAGAAUCAGCAAGAUUGACUUCAUGGUUUGGGUGGUAACCUGGCUCUCUGUAGUGGUCCUCAACGUGGAUGUUGGCCUAGCUAUCGGAGUGGUUUUCUCUAUGAUGACCGUCAUCUGCCGCACACAAAGGGCUGGUUGUUCAGUGCUUGGUCGGGCCAGCAACACAGAAAUUUACAGACCUCUGGAGAACCACAGCAAGUGCUAUGAGAUACCUGGAGUGAAGAUCCUGACUUACAACGGGCCUAUUUACUACGGCAACCGUAGCUUCUUCAGGGAGGAAAUGAGCAGGCUGCUGGGCCUGACGCCAGAGAAGAUCCGCAGCUGGGAGAAAGCCAGAAAGGCCCUGGAGAAAAUGGAGAGAGAGGCUACUGUCAGCACUGUGGAAGGAGGAAUUGCAAACACAUCAUUUUCAUCAGAAAAUGAGUUCUUUAAAUCUGAAAAAUCCAAGAGUGAUGUUCAGGCAGUGCUAAUCGAUUGUAGCAGUGUGACAUUUGUUGAUGUUGCUGGAGCAAGACUCUUUACACAGAUGUGUACUGAAUGCCACAAAGUUGGAGUUCAUGUAUAUUUGUCAAACUGCAAUGAGAGCGUCUUAAAGAUCCUAACAUCAAGUGGUCUAAUGACCUACAUGAACCCUCAGCAUAUUUUUGUUACUGUUCAUGAUGCAGUGAUGUACAUUCAACAGCAGAAGGAAAAACCUACAGAGAACACCACGACUGUCUGGGUAUGAGCCAGGAGGACAGUGACGAGUCAUGCUCCCAUCAUCCAAGUGUCUUGGACUAAGAAGACAGAAGAGGGCAAAUGGGUCUUAUACAUUUUGUUCUAUAAGCAGAGACUAUGUUUCUCUGCUGUAUAGCAGUGCUCCAUUAUAUACCAGUGUUUCAAAGAAACAGUAGCCUGUUGUAGCACAUCAUGAAUUACAAUAAUUAUCACAUACAGUGUUACCACUUUUCUCACAAACUCUCUUCUGGUACACUUUAAUCGGAUUUUAGUACACGGUCACAAAUUCAGAGGGUUUUAAAUAAGAUCAGGCAUAAAAAAACCAGACAUUCUCCUCGUAUAUUUAGUGUAAAAAAAAAGAAAAAUAAGUAAUUUUGUCCUAUGACUAUAAAACUCUAUAUGACAGAUGUUCUUUCUUUUAUUGUUGUGUAUUCUGUAAUAUUAGCAUAAUGGUAUUUAUUUAGUUUCUGUGUGUUGUUUGCAAUACGGAUUGAAUAUAAAGUGCACUGAAUAGUUUGUUAAAUACUUUAUGUAUUUAUAUGUUUUAAAAAUAUGUGCUUGAAUAUGCAACUAUGUAAAGUAAAUUCCAACUCAUACGACCUUAAAAUGUUCUCACUUUGAACUCCAG